UAAUUACCAAAUAUUACAAAAAGUUUAAAAUACAUUGAAUGAAAGUUUAACUAUGAAAUUGUUAUUAAGUUUGAUAUUGUCAUCAUUGAUUGUUUGGUUAAGCAAAGUUGGUCUCACUUGAGCGUUUCUGUUGAGGAAGUUUAAAAAGUAACGGCUUCAGAAGAGAGAAGUCUUACAAGAGAAAUUUCUUUUAAUAACAUUGUAAAAUAUGGAUUUAUUUAAAACACCGACAAAUAAAAAAUACAGAAGUAGAGUUAAAGAUAAUCCAGAGUUACAAACACCUAUAAAAAUACCGGCCUCGCCGUUUUUAGAACAAAUUGGUUAUGGAUGCGGAGUUAGUGUAUUUAAUUUGGAACGAUCGCCGAAAGUUGGCUUUGUUAGAUCACCAUGGGCAAUAAAGAAACGGAAUCGUAAAAUUCAGGAAAGUGAAAAAUACAAUGAACGCAUUCGAUUCGAAGCCGAAAUACUUCGUAAACUAAAUCAUCCGAAUAUCGUCGGUUUUCGAGCUUUUGCUGAAAUGGCAAAUGGCGAGCCAUGCCUAGCAAUGGAAAAAUUAGAUGCAUCAUUAGGUGAUAAGAUAGAAGAAAGGGCUGAAAAUGAUGAUGAUCCAUUUCCUGCCAAGGUUAUUUUAAAAAUCACAUAUGAAAUUGUAAAAGGAUUAGUAUAUCUCCAUCACACUGCCCAUAUUCUACAUGGUGACAUUAAAAGUUUUAAUAUAUUAGUUUCGGAAGAUUAUAAUAGAGUUAAGCUCUGUGAUUUUGGAGUAUCCGUACCAUUAACAGAAUCUUUAGUACUAGAUACUUCAAAAGGUGAUUUUAGAUAUAUAGGAACAGAGUGUUGGAGUGCACCAGAAAUUGUCAAUGAGACUGGUCCUGUUACAAAUAAGGCAGAUAUCUGGACAUGUGGAAUGGUUAUUUGGGAAAUGAUAGCUUUGUCACCACCUCAUGUACAAAUGAGUGAUUCUUCUUUGGAGGAAUCAUGUUCAGAUGAGUCAUUAUUAGAAAUGCAAGGAAAAAAGGAAGAAAAGGUGAAUGAACAAAAUAUUAGUAUGGAUGAUAGUGUUACAUUCUUCUCAGAAAUAGCUAAAUAUGGUACUCGGCCUCCAUUACCAGCUAUUAAUUUAGGGAAAGAAUAUCAAAAUGUACUUGAGAUAUUUUUUGCAUGCACUUGCGAAAAGUAUGAAGUGAGACCUAGUGCAAAAGGUCUUGAUAAUUAUUUUAAAAACUGUAUAUACAAAAUUCAGAAGUAAUAUAAUUUUACUUUUAAUAUUUUUUAUAAAUUACCAUGACUAAUUUUAAUUUGCCAGAGUAUAUUAAAAGGUUCUGUUAAAAAAAGACAUCUGCAUUAAAAUGCAGUAAAAUUUUAUUUUCACAAAGUUUUAUAUUGGUUUCUAUACAAAUAUGAUUAUCAGCAAGAAAACAAUAAUUAUUAUGCUGAUUAUUAUACAGAGCUUAAUUUUUCUCUGAAAAAAAUAUUUGACAUUUAAUAGUAUUAUUAUUUGUAUAAUUAUAUAUUUAACAUUGAUUAAUAUUGAUACCUUUCUGUGUCUGUGACUGUGUUGUUCUGCUUUCUUAAGAUCUGUGCGACCGCUAUCAACAUUAUCUGCCGUUUUCCCGGCAAAGUAUUCUACGCUAUUCAACUGGUCUCCCUAUAAAAAAACGAAUAAAAAGAAUUACAUACACAUAAA
Molecule: messenger RNA, 1687 nt
Organism: Osmia lignaria (orchard mason bee)
Lineage: Eukaryota; Metazoa; Arthropoda; Insecta; Hymenoptera; Megachilidae
Product: lymphokine-activated killer T-cell-originated protein kinase
Biological process (GO): protein phosphorylation
Cellular component (GO): cytoplasm
Molecular function (GO): protein serine/threonine kinase activity; ATP binding
Source: RefSeq, a predicted model, not a curated record